CAGAGAAGAGGAGAGACCACAGGACUUCAGACUGCUGGACUGGACAGUAUAGAAUCAUAUAAUCUGUGAAGGAAGACAAGAAGAAGACAAGAUCCCCCUUUUUUGAUUAAAAAUGGCUAAAGGGGACCCCAGAAAGCCAAAGGGCAAGAUGUCUGCCUAUGCCUACUUUGUUCAGACGUGCCGUGAAGAGCAUAAGAGGAAAAGCCCAGAGAUUCCCGUCAACUUUGCAGAAUUCUCCAGAAAAUGCUCCAGCAGAUGGAAGACAAUGUCUGGAAAGGAGAAAUCAAAGUUUGAAGAGAUGGCAAGACAAGACAAAGUGCGCUACGAUCAGGAGAUGAUGCACUACAUGCCGGGCAAGAGAGGCAAAAAGAAGGACCCCAAUGCUCCGAAGAGACCCCCUUCAGGUUUCUUCAUAUUCUGCUCCGAGCACCGACCUGAAAUCAAAGCCCAGUAUCCCACUCUAGGCAUUGGCGAAGUGGCCAAGAAAUUGGGAGAAAUGUGGAACAACCUGACUGAUGCUAAUAAGCAGCCCUACCUGAUGAAAGCUAAUAAACUGAAGGAUAAAUAUCAGAAGGACAUUGCCGAUUAUAAGUCAACGGGGAAAUUUGGUGCAAUGAUGGCGGCUCCAAAACCCAUGAUGAAGAGCACCAUGGGAGAGGAUGAUGACGAUGAUGAUGAAGAUGACGACGACGAAGAAGAGGAUGAGGAAGAAGAUGACGAGUAG
This is a messenger RNA of Chanos chanos (milkfish), 724 nucleotides long. RefSeq names its product high mobility group box 3a (gene hmgb3a). The record is from RefSeq and is a predicted model, not a curated record. The transcript has 5 exons. Bases 113 to 724 code for a protein of 203 amino acids. Lineage: Eukaryota; Metazoa; Chordata; Actinopteri; Gonorynchiformes; Chanidae.